Molecule: messenger RNA, 1668 nt
Organism: Helianthus annuus (common sunflower)
Lineage: Eukaryota; Viridiplantae; Streptophyta; Magnoliopsida; Asterales; Asteraceae
Product: lysine histidine transporter 1
Exons: 8
Coding region: 52-1428 (458 amino acids)
Cellular component (GO): plasma membrane
Source: RefSeq, a predicted model, not a curated record
CUCCUGUUUUCUAUUUCAUCUUUCCGGGAUAUCAUCUUCGUUGCAAAGAGAAUGGGAACUCAAUAUACAGACGACGUAAAGUCAAGCUUCGACCCAAAAAGUCAAACCGAAGAUACACCCAGUUUUGAUGAAAGGACAGCAGAGCAAAAGGCAAUAGAUGAUUGGCUUCCAAUUACUUCAUCAAGACAUGCGAAAUGGUAUUAUGCCGCUUUCCACAAUGUAACCGCAAUGGUUGGAGCUGGAGUUUUAAGUCUUCCGUAUGCCAUGUCGAAUCUCGGAUGGGGACCAGGAGUGGUAAUACUUAUUCUGUCAUGGGUAAUAACAUUGUACACACUAUGGCAGAUGGUAGAAAUGCAUGAAAUGGUACCUGGAAAACGGUUCGAUAGGUACCAUGAACUCGGGCAAGAAGCAUUCGGUGAAAAACUCGGUUUAUAUAUUGUGGUUCCUCAACAAUUGAUCUGUGAAGUUAGUGUGUGUAUAGUUUAUAUGGUCACAGGAGGGACAUCAUUAAAAAAGGUUCAUGAUACUGUUGUUUGUGAUGAUUGUCCAAGGAUCAAAUUGACAUUCUUCAUUAUGAUCUUUGCUUCUGUACAUUUUGUACUGUCUCACCUUCCAAACUUUAACUCCAUAUCUGGUGUUUCAUUGGCUGCUGCAGUGAUGUCUUUAAGUUACUCAACAAUUGCAUGGACGGCUUCUAUUCACAAGGGGUUGCAAGAAAAUGUACAAUACGGGUACAAAGGAACGAACCCAUCAGAAACCACCUUCAAUUUUUUCAACGCUUUGGGUGAUGUGGCAUUUGCAUACGCAGGCCAUAAUGUUGUGCUAGAGAUCCAAGCAACAAUCCCUUCAACACCCGAGAAGCCUUCUAAGGGACCCAUGUGGAGGGGGGUGGUUGUGGCUUAUAUUGUAGUUGCAUUGUGCUAUUUUCCGGUUGCUUUAAUUGGAUACUAUAUGUUUGGAAAUGCUGUGGAUGAUAAUAUUCUUAUUUCAUUAGAGAAGCCUAAAUGGCUUAUUGUAGCUGCUAACAUGUUUGUGGUCAUUCAUGUCAUUGGCAGCUAUCAGAUUUAUGCAAUGCCAGUUUUUGACAUGAUUGAAACCUUGUUGGUGAAGCAAUUGAACUUCAAACCAAGCUGGAUUCUUCGUUUUUACACACGUAUUACUUACGUAGCAUUAACAAUGUUUGUUGCAAUAUGCCUCCCUUUCUUUGGAGGACUCCUUGGAUUCUUUGGAGGCUUUGCAUUUGCCCCCACAACUUAUUUUCUGCCAUGCAUAAUGUGGCUUGCCAUUUACAAGCCAAAGAGGUUCAGCUUGUCUUGGUGCACUAAUUGGAUUUGCAUCGUUCUCGGUCUGUGUUUGAUGAUUCUAGCUCCAAUUGGAGGGUUGCGAAAUAUUAUAAAGAAUGCCAGCCAUUAUAAGUUCUUCGGUUAAUCGUCUCUUUGCCACGUAACCAUAUAAAUAACAGCAUAGAGAACCACCCUUGAUGGGGUUUGGCUGCCUGCUUUGCACUUAUCAUUCUGCAAAGAUAAAUACUAUCCAUGUUUGUACAAUACAGUUAGUGCCCUAUUUCUUUGUGGUUUUAUUUGAUUGUUUUUCUGUUAAUUAUCGUUUUCGGUUAUGUCGUACCAUAUGUUCAAGUGACUAAAUGUAACAUCCAGUCUCUCAUACCAA